Molecule: messenger RNA, 795 nt
Organism: Loa loa (African eye worm)
Lineage: Eukaryota; Metazoa; Nematoda; Chromadorea; Rhabditida; Onchocercidae
Exons: 7
Coding region: 1-795 (264 amino acids)
Source: RefSeq, a predicted model, not a curated record
AUGUGUAAUACAGUCGCCUUUAACACAGCAUCAUUACUGCUGUUAAUAUUACUGUCGAGUUUUGGAAGGGAUACCUAUGCCAUUGUCUGCACUUAUAUGGGUGAACAGCAUAACGAUGGUGAUCGAUGGAUAGUUCGAUCAGCAUUCAUUAUCAAAUGUCACGUUUAUCCUGAUGGAUCCUGGCGAGCUGAUGUUGUCGGAUGUCAAACACCGAAAGGUACCGAAAUGCAUGAUGGUGACGAGAUAGUAGAGGAUGAUAUGACGUUCCAAUGUGCAAAGCUGCCAUCAGGCGGAUAUCAAAUGCAGAAACAUUAUGUAAUUCGAAAUAUUAGUUGUGAAGGGCAUGACUUCGGAGAGUGGUGGAUCAGUAGAAGGAAUUUCAAUAAAACUUGCACACCAACGGGGACACAUAUUGUGAAUUGCUUAACGGACACCGGUAUUCCGAUUAGACUAAACACAUCCCUUGCACUGAAUGGAACUCGAUAUAAUUGUACAGUGCAUAGCAAUGGUGUAGUGACCCUGACACGGGAUUUUCCGAGAAAUUUUCGUAUCGUACCGAAGAUUGAGCAAAAUUACUGCACUAUUAACGAUAUGCGAAAGAAAACCGGCGAAACAUGGAUCGAAGAUUCGAAUUUUAUUAAAAAAUGCAAUGAACAGGCUAGAAUCACUGUUGAAGCUUGUACCGCCGAUGGUUUCGUUAUCCAUCUCAAUUCGAAAAUUUCGCGUAAUGGUAAGUUAGCACAAAUGUUUGCGGAAUUAAAUUCCAUACGGGGUACUGAUUAUAUUGAUGGGUAA